AAAAUGACCGGCCGAGCAAGAGCACGCGGCAGAGCACGUGGUCAGGAGAUCAGUGCACCUGGAGCGAGCCAAGCCAGUCAAGAGCCAGCAGCAGCAGCGGCCCCUCCUAUUUCAGAGGGGGCGGAUCUUGGAGGCAGAGGGAGGCAGAAAGGUGUUCCUGGACCUGCUCCUUCGGAAGUUCUUCAGAUUUCGGCGGGAUUUCAUCUGGUGAAGUUGGGAGAGAGAGGUGGACGCCGACAGGAUUAUCACGAUGAAGGAAUCAACACCAGGCAGGCGAUGGAGCAUGUUAAGGAGUCAAAGACUGGAACAACUGGAAAACCCAUUCAGUUGACUGCAAACUUCUUUCGCAUCAUGUCCUGCCCUCAGUGGGUUCUGUAUCAGUACCACGUGGACUUCAAUCCACCAGUGGAAGCACGGCGUCUCAGGACAGCCCUCCUGUUUCAGCAUGAGCAAACACUGGGCACAACGCGGAGUUUUGAUGGCUCCCUGCUGUUUUUGCCUAAGCGAUUACAUGACAAGGAAACUGUGCUUUGCAGUGAGACCAAGAACGGAGAGAAGAUCCAGAUCACAGUCACUCUGACUAAUGAACUGCCGCCUUCAUCGCCAAUGUGCCUGCAGUUUUACAACAUCAUAUUCAGGAGGGUCCUGAGAAUUCUCAACCUGCAGCAGGUUGGACGCAACUACUACAACUCACAGGAUGCUCUGACCAUCUCCCAGCACAAGCUCACCAUCUGGCCAGGAUACUGCACUGCCAUCCUUGAGUACGAGACGUCCAUCAUGCUAUGUACUGAUGUGAGCCACAAGGUGCUGCGCAGUGAGACGGUCCUUGACUUAAUGGUCAGCCUGAGGCAGCGUUGUGGAAACGAGCGCUACUAUGACAUUUGCACAAAGGAGCUUGUUGGACUCAUCGUCCUCACCAAGUACAACAACAAAACCUACAGGGUUGACGACAUUGCAUGGGAUCAAUCUCCCAGCAACACAUUCACAAGGGGAGACACUCCAAUCUCCUUCAAGGACUACUACCACGGCCAAUAUAACCUGACCAUCACAGACGAGCGGCAGCCGCUGCUGGUCUCAAAAGUGAAGAAAUGGAGUCGAACUGGAGCCCCAGCUCCCGGCCCGGCUCUGCUCCUCCCAGAGUUUUGCUAUCUGACAGGCUUGACUGAUAAGAUGCGAAAUGACAGAAUGAUCAUGAAGGACUUGAGCGACCAAACAAAGCUGAAUCCAGAGCAGAGGGAGCAGCGUCUCAUGAGAUUUGUUGACAACAUCCAGAGGAAUUCUGAUGCACGGGCAGAGAUGCAGAAGUGGGGACUCAGCUUUGAUCAGCAGCUUCUGAAGCUGACCGGCAGGGUGCUCCCAACCGAGAACAUCGUGCAGGGACCGAGAACUUAUGACUACAACCCACGGGAAGCUGACUGGAGCAGACAGAUGCGUGGGCUCCCUGUGAUCAGCGCUCCACCACUCGAAAACUGGCUCCUGCUGCACACUCCUCGGAACAGCAGUGAAGCGCAGUCCCUCAUGCAGACCCUGAAGAAAGUGGCGGGUCCGCUGGGUCUCAACAUUAGGCCGCCUAAAGUGGUUCCUUACGACGAUCACCAGGAGUCUCUACUCAAAGCGCUGCACGUCAACGUUGGACCACAAACCCAAAUGGUGGUGGUGGUGCUGUCCAGCAACAGGAAGGACAAAUAUGACGGCGUGAAGAAGUACCUGUGCGUGGACUGUCCCGUUCCCAGCCAGUGUGUGGUGUCCCGUACCAUCAGCAGACCUCAGGCUCUCAUGACUGUGGCCACCAAGCUUGCUCUGCAGAUGAUUUGCAAGAUGGGAGGAGAGCUCUGGGCUGUGGAAGUCCCGAUCAAACAAAUCAUGAUUGUGGGCAUCGACUGCUACCAUGACAACACUUCUGGGGGAAGAUCCAUUGGAGCUCUGGUUGCAAGCCUCAACCAGGGCAUGACUCGCUGGUUCUCGAGGACUGUGCUGCAGCGCAAAGGUCAAGAACUCAUGGACGGGCUGAAAAUGGCUUUGUGCGCUGCGCUGAAGCACUACCUGAAGGUCAACAAACAGCUGCCGGCACGGAUCUUCGUGUUCCGGGACGGCGUUGGAGACGGGCAGCUGCACAGUGUGGUCAACUACGAGAUCACGCAGAUCAUCGACUCCAUCAAGUCCAUUGGCCCCGACUACGAGCCGAGGCUGAGCGUGAUCGUGGUGAAGAAACGCAUCAACUGCAGGUUCUUCGCCUACCUGGACGGCAAAGUGACCAACCCUCCUCCGGGCACCGUGGUGGACACCGAGGUCACCCGCAGAGAGUGGUACGACUUCUACAUCGUGAGCCAGGCCACCCGCCUCGGCAGCGUGUCUCCCACACACUACAACGUGGUGUACGACACCAACGGGCUGAAGCCCGACUACAUGCAGCGGCUCACCUACAAGCUGUGCCACAUGUACUACAACUGGCAGGGGAUCAUCCGAGUGCCCGCUCCCUGCCAGUACGCCCACAAGCUGGCCUUCCUGGUGGGCCAGAGCAUCCACAGGGAACCCAACGUGAAGCUGGACGACUACCUGUUCUACCUGUAAAGAGGCGUGUUCA
Salarias fasciatus (jewelled blenny) is the source of this 2584-nucleotide messenger RNA. It is a transcript of the gene piwil1, whose product is annotated as piwi-like RNA-mediated gene silencing 1. The record is from RefSeq and is a predicted model, not a curated record. Gene Ontology annotation, molecular function: protein binding; RNA binding. The transcript is spliced from 20 exons. Bases 4 to 2571 code for a protein of 855 amino acids. Lineage: Eukaryota; Metazoa; Chordata; Actinopteri; Blenniiformes; Blenniidae.